Uranotaenia lowii is the source of this 1746-nucleotide messenger RNA. Its product is annotated as flavin reductase (NADPH). The transcript has 4 exons. Bases 217 to 834 code for a protein of 205 amino acids. The record is from RefSeq and is a predicted model, not a curated record. Lineage: Eukaryota; Metazoa; Arthropoda; Insecta; Diptera; Culicidae.
AACCAUGUGAAAAUAUUUUUUGUGCCUGAAAGAGGUGCCAACGAAUAAUAUUUCUGAUCAAGUAGGUUAAGGAUUGUACUUUUCCAAGCAAUAAAAAAAACAUUGUUGAAAUUUUUUCUGAGUUCUGAACGAUAUCAGUGAAGUUCAGUUGGUUUUACGCCCUUCGUUGGACUGCUGUUUCGGAUCACAUCAUUGAAUAAUUGAUACCUACCUACAAUGAAAAAAAUUGUUAUCUUUGGAGGCACCGGCAUGACUGGUCAGUGCACAGUUAAGUACGCACUUGAGAAAGGACUCCAAGUGCGUGUUAUGGUACGCAGUGAAUCCACUGUUCCGGAUUCAUUCAAAGAUCAGGUUGAAUUGGUCAAGGGUGAUGUUACGAAUGUCGACGACGUUACGAAAGCUAUUGCCGGGCAAGAUUUGGUCUGCGUUGUGCUAGGUACCAGAAACGAUUUGAAGCCAACGACUGUACUGUCUACGGGAAUGCAACAUAUCAUAGAUGGGAUGAAGGCGCACAACCUUCGGAAAGUUUCCAUCUGUUUAUCAUCGUUUUUAUUUUUCGAGCCCGACAAGGUACCAAAGAUUUUUGGAGAUCUGAAUGCUGACCAUCAACGUAUGUUGGAGGUUGUUAAGAAAUCGAACCUGGAUUAUAGAGCAAUCUUGCCACCGCAUAUUGCAGAUGAACCGCACGCAGAAUAUGCCUUUGCAUAUGAUAAAUCGCCGGGUUUUUCUCGUUCGAUAUCCAAGCUGGACCUUGGGAAAUUUCUUAUCGAGUCGUUAUUCGACGAGCAGCAUUCCGGAAAAGUGAUUGGAAUCUGCACAAAGCCAAAAUGCUGAGCGUAGUGAAUGUUACGACACUGAGUUUAGGAUUUUUUCAAUAUGCUGUUUUUAUUUCCUCGGUUGAUAUGUUUAUUGAGUGCAUAGAAAAAAUCAAAUCACACAUACUUUCAUUUUCUGUUAGUGGAGAUUCGACCGUUUUGGGCUUAUUAUUUUCAAUAACAUUUAUUGUAUUGAUGUAAACAACUUGUCGUAUAUUUUUCAAUAGUUCGUCUAUGGUAGGUGGUUUUACUGGAGCUUUACCAUGAGGUAUUUUGUUCACUGGUUGGUGUUGAUUGCUUGAACCUAUUUUGUACAUAUUCUCUGAUCCUGGAACUAUCCAAUCAGACAGUACUUUUUUCAUCCAAUGUUUUCUACUGCCAGUUUUUCUGGAUAAAUCCGUUCCGAAUAUAUUGAUAGCUUUGCAGAAAAUGUAUCCCAGCUUGGCGUAGAAAACUUCCUGCCCAUCGGUAGCCAGGUAUACAUUGUCUAUGUUGAGCGUGUUACUGCAAUAUUUUUCCGCUUCAGUUACCAGAUAUGUACCUAUUCCGCGUCCUCGAUAGCGCUCGUCUACAACUACCGAUUCAAGAUAAGCAGCAUUUGUGUCUGCAAGUACGGGGGAAAGUUUUGCAUGGCCAAGUACCGUCUGCUCUCCGUCGAUCAGUUGUGUUAUGACUAACGAUAUGGGAAGUGAGUCACUCGAAAACUCAAAGCUCCAAAACCGUGCCAUCCUUGAUCGUGGCCACUCGUUAUUUAUCAAACGAACACAUUGCUCCUUUAGCUCUGGAUGAUUGUGUAUCGGUACAACCAUGAAUGGUUCGUUUGAAGUUGGCGGUGGUGGACCCUGUGAAUAUUUUUUUUUUAUUAAGAAACUUCGACGUUUGACAGGUUCAUGCAAUUCAAAGAGUGAAUAAAUUAUAUAUUUUUAUUAAA